UGGCUUUAAGGGAGCUGAAAUGGCAGCAGAAAGAGGCCAAGAGCGUUUCCCUGGGUUCCCCCACCUGUGUCUGGGGCUGCUGCUCCUGCUGGGUGCUGAGCUGGGACGAGGAGAGGACAUCCUGUCACAGGUGGCCUUUGUCCAGAGGACCCUCGAGGACCCCAAGGGCCCCGGGGAGUUCAUGUUCGAGUUUGACGACGACGAGAUCUUCCACGUGGACCUGGAGAAGAAGGAGACCAUCUGGAGACUGCCUGAGUUCAAGGAGUUCACCAGCUUCCAGGCCGAGGGCGCCCAGGGCAACAUCGCCGUCCUGCGCUCCAACCUGGACAUCCUCAUGAAGCGCUCCAACAACACCCCUGCCGAGAACGUUCCUCCGAAGGCGACGGUGUACCCACAGAAGCCGGCGGAGCUGGGGGAGCCCAACGUCCUGAUCUGCCUGGUGGGCGACUUCUCUCCCCCCGUGGUGAACAUCACGUGGCUGAAGAACGGGCAGGUGGUGACGGAGAGGGUGGAAGAGACGGAUUUCUAUCCCAACAAGGACAACUCCUUCCGGAAGUUCUCCUACCUGACCUUCAUCCCCGCCAGGGACGACGUUUACUUCUGCCAAGUGGAGCACUGGGGGCUGGAACAGCCCCUCGUCAAGGAAUGGAACCCCAACAUGCCGGAGCCCCUCCCGGAGACAACGGAGAACGCGGUGUGUGGCCUGGGCCUGGCCGUGGGCAUCGUGGGCAUCAUUGUGGGCACCGUCCUCAUCUUUAAGAGCCGGCAGAUGAACGGAGGCAGAUACCGCCCGGGGCCCCUGUAAAGGAGGCGCAGGGCUCCAGUUCCGCCCCACGCGAUCCGCUCCUGCCUUCAUGUGAACUUCCAGGAUCCCUCCUCGCCAACGCUGCUCCUUCCUUGGCAAUGCUUUCCCCCUCCUCAAUCCGCUUGGAGAAUUUCGUGGGGGAGGAGUCACUUUGCUGGCGCUCUCUGAUUCCCCGCAAACCGAGUCCUGGUCUCUCUCUCCCCAAACGUGUGUUCGCCUUGCAAUGGGACAGCAGGGCAGACGACGGCCCCUCAGGGGUCCCAAACAGGGUGGGUGGUGUGCCCAGAGUGAUGCCCCAGGGACAGCCCCCCCCUUUGUCAGGGACAAAGUGGUAUUUUCCCGAUUAGUUUGGCAGUAAAGCAAGACCCUGUUCUUUGAUUUCCCAAACGGGCUGCGUUCCGGCAUCUCUCCCCAAGAGGGAAUGGAGAAGUCAAUUCCCUCCAGGAAGCCAUGGAGGUGGACGCAGCCUGAGACGCUCCUCCUGCUUCCUGUGGGCUCUCUGAGGAGGCCGCAGUCCUGGUCCCUGAGAAGCUCAGCAAAGACCCUGGGGUGGUCCCAGGGUGGAGCAUUUGGGCCACUGCUUCCUGCCUCUCCAGGGUUUUGUUGGGAGCCUGCUCUGGCUAUUUGAAGCAAAGACUUGGAAGUAGCCUCAGAGAUCACAUAGUCCAACCCCCUGAUCGGUUAUAGCAUCCGGCUGGACAUCAGGAAAAAAAUCCUGACUGUUAGAGUGGUACGACAAUAGAAUCCAUGACCUAGGGAGGCUGUGGGCUCUCCCACACUAGAGGCUUUCAAGAGGCAGCUG
Elgaria multicarinata webbii is the source of this 1607-nucleotide messenger RNA. Its product is annotated as H-2 class II histocompatibility antigen, A-U alpha chain-like. Gene Ontology annotation, cellular component: MHC class II protein complex; membrane. Lineage: Eukaryota; Metazoa; Chordata; Lepidosauria; Squamata; Anguidae. Gene Ontology annotation, biological process: immune response; antigen processing and presentation. Bases 20 to 805 code for a protein of 261 amino acids. The record is from RefSeq and is a predicted model, not a curated record. The transcript has 5 exons.